AUGACCUCCUACGUCCUCAAGGCGAAGAAGAAAAUCACCGACACAUCACACCGUCACACACACCCAACCCCACCUCCCGAGUCACCCCACAGCCUCCCGAGUCACCCCACAGCCUCCGAGUCACCCCACAGCCUCCCGAGUCACCCCACAGCCUCCCGAGUCACCCCACAGCCUCCCGAGUCACCCCAUAGACUCCGAGUCACCCCACAGCCUCCGAGUCACCCCACAGCCUCACGAGUCACCCCACAGCCUCCCGAGUCACCCCACAGCCUCCAGAGUCACCCCAUAGCCUCACGAGUCACCCCACAGCCUCAGAGUCACCCCACAGCCUCCGAGUCACCCCACAGCCUCCAGAGUCACCCCACAGCCUCCCGAGUCACCCCACAGCCUCCAGAGUCACCCCACAUCCUCCCGAGUCACCCCACAGCCUCCAGAGUCACCCCACAGCCUCUAGAGUCACCCCACAGCCUCCCAGAGUCAACCCCACAGCCUCCAGAGUCACCCCACAGCCUCCCGAGUCACCCCACAGCCUCCAGAGUCACCCCAAUCGCCCUGCAUUUAAACCAGCGAAUCAUCACACCGGAGACGAGCGAGUAUCAUCAGGCGCAUCACAAUCCCCGGCCCCCACAAGGCCGCAUUCCCAAAAGCGGAUUCCCGAAGCACACCCGCUCACACCCAGGAGCCCCCGCGACUUAA
Messenger RNA from Penaeus monodon (black tiger shrimp), 696 nucleotides. Its product is annotated as extensin-like. The record is from RefSeq and is a predicted model, not a curated record. NCBI's taxonomy places the organism in Eukaryota, Metazoa, Arthropoda, Malacostraca, Decapoda, Penaeidae. The coding region runs from base 1 to 696 and encodes 231 amino acids. The transcript has 3 exons.